CGGGGCCCUGCUUUCACUCUCGUGUGUCUUCCGUGUGUAUUGUCUGUCUCUGGAAUGCCCACUCCAUGGAGCAGGGACCGUGCGUUUCCGGCGCAGUGCAGGCGUCGGGGCGCCCAGGGCCGGGCGCGACACAGUAGGCAGCCCCGUUCGCUGAAUGACUGAAGUCGGCUCCCCGCCCGGGUGAGCGACGCGGCCGCCCGGCCGCUCCGGCAGGGGCGGGGCUUGCCCUGGCCCCGCCUCCGCCCCGCCCCCAGCCCAGCGCGCUCCUCCCCCGCCCCGCCCCGCAGUCAGGCGGGGCCCGGCCUGUGUUUUUCCCCUUCGCCUGCUCGCUCUUUCUGCAGCCGCCGCGAAAACCCGGAGCGGCGCAGCCACCGAGCGGCGGAGCGGCGCGCCCCUCGCGGCACCUCCCCGGCAGCCCUCGGAGGCCGCGCUGGGCAUGCUCAGUCGGAAGGGCCGCUUCAGCUCGCCGAGUAGGAAGCUUGGGCGCUCCGGCUGUAAGGCGCCGCGGCGGGGGGAAAAUGGAGCCCUUCACCAAUGAUCGGCUUCAGCUCCCCAGGAAUAUGAUUGAAAACAGCAUGUUUGAGGAAGAACCAGAUGUAGUGGAUUUAGCCAAAGAGCCUUGUUUACACCCUCUAGAGCCUGAUGAGGUGGAAUAUGAGCCCCGGGGUUCCCGACUGCUGGUGCGGGGUCUUGGUGAACAUGAGAUGGACGAGGAUGAAGAGGAUUACGAGUCAUCUGCAAAGCUGCUGGGCAUGUCCUUCAUGAAUAGAAGCUCAGGCCUUCGGAACAGUGCAACUGGCUACCGGCAGAGCCCAGACGGGGCAUGUUCAGUGCCGUCUGCAAGGACCUUCGUGGUCUGUGCUUUCGUCGUCGUGGUUGCUAUUUCUGUAAUCAUGGUGAUUUACUUACUGCCCAGAUGUACCUUUACCAAAGAAGGCUGCCAUAAAAAAAACCAACCAAUGAAAUUAAUUCAGCCAUUUGCAACAAAUGGGAAGUUGUUUCCAUGGGCACAGAUCAGGCUUCCCACCGCCAUCAUGCCACUACGCUAUGAACUUAACCUACGCCCAAACCUAACCUCGAUGACAUUCAAGGGCUCUGUGGCAAUUUCAGUUCAGGCUCUUCAGGCCACGUGGAAUAUCGUUCUUCAUAGCACAGGUCAUAAUAUUUCAAGAGUGACCUUUAUGUCAGCAUUUUCAAGCCAAGAAAAACAAGUAGAGAUCCUGGAAUAUCCAUUUCAUGAACAAAUUGCUAUUGUUGCCCCCGAGGCCCUUAUAAUGGGGCACAAUUAUACCUUGAAGAUAGAGUAUUCGGCAAACAUAUCUAGUUCUUACUAUGGGUUUUAUGGCACCUCCUACACAGAUGAACAUAAUGAGAAAAAGUACUUCGCUGCAACUCAGUUUGAACCUCUGGCAGCAAGAUCUGCUUUUCCUUGUUUUGAUGAACCAGCAUUUAAAGCCACAUUUAUCAUCAGGAUCGUAAGGGAUGAACAAUAUACUGCUUUAUCAAAUAUGCCUAAGAAGUCAUCAGUCCUUAUGGAAGAUGGACUCAUUCAGGAUGAGUUUUCUGAGAGUGUGAAGAUGAGCACUUACCUAGUUGCCUUCAUUGUGGGGGAGAUGAAGAACCUGAGUCAGGAUGUAAAUGGAACCCUGGUUUCUAUAUAUGCUGUGCCAGAAAAGAUUAGUCAAGUUCACCAUGCUUUGGAAACAACUGUGAAGCUUCUUGAGUUUUAUCAAAACUACUUUGAAAUUCAGUAUCCACUUAAGAAAUUGGAUUUGGUGGCUAUUCCUGACUUUGAAGCAGGAGCAAUGGAAAAUUGGGGUUUGAUCACCUUCCGAGAAGAGACACUUCUGUAUGACAAUAACACUUCUUCAGUGGCGGAUAGAAAACUGGUUACUAAAAUCAUCGCUCAUGAGCUGGCCCAUCAGUGGUUUGGUAAUCUGGUAACAAUGCAGUGGUGGGAUGGCCUAUGGCUAAAUGAAGGUUUUGCUACCUUCAUGGAGUAUUUCUCUUUAGAAAAAAUAUUCAAAGAGCUCUCCAGUUAUGAAGAUUUCUUAGAUGCUCGAUUUAAAACCAUGAAGAAAGACUCCUUGAAUUCAUCUCAUUCAAUAUCGUCAUCUGUUCAGUCUUCAGAACAAAUUGAAGAAAUGUUUGAUUCUCUUUCCUAUUUUAAGGGAGCUUCUCUCUUGUUGAUGCUGAAAACUUACCUUAGUGAAGAUGUAUUUCAACAUGCUAUUGUUCUUUACCUGCAUAAUCACAGCUAUGCAUCUAUUCAAAGCGAUGAUCUGUGGGAUAGCUUCAAUGAGGUCACAAACAAAACGCUAGAUGUAAAGAAAAUGAUGAAAACCUGGACCCUGCAGAAAGGAUUUCCUUUAGUGACUGUUCAAAGAAAAGGAAAGGAACUUUCUGUACAACAAGAGAGAUUCUUUUUAAAUAUGAAGCCUGAAAUUCAGCCUUCAGAUGCAAGCUAUCUGUGGCAUAUUCCACUAUCCUAUGUCACUGAAGGAAGAAAUUCUUCAAAAUAUCAGUCAGUGUCAUUACUGGACAAGAAAUCAGGUGUCAUCAGUCUUACAGAAGAAGUGCAGUGGGUCAAAGUCAACAUAAACAUGGAUGGCUAUUAUAUUGUACAUUAUGCAGAUGAUGACUGGGAAGCACUAAUCAAACAGUUGAAAAUAAACCCUUAUGUUCUGAGUGACAGGGACCGAGCCAACCUUAUCAACAACAUCUUUGAACUUGCAGGCCUAGGCAAGGUACAUCUCCGGAGGGCCUUUGAUUUGAUUGAUUAUCUUGGAAAUGAAAACCAUACUGCACCCAUCACUGAAGCUCUGUUCCAAACAGGCCUCAUCUAUAACCUCCUUGAAAAACUGGGAUACAUGGAUCUAGCCUCAAGACUGAUAGCUAGGGUGUUUAAAUUGCUUCAAAACCAAAUCCAACAACAAACAUGGACUGAUGAGGGCACCCCAUCUACGCGAGAGCUUCGGUCAGUCUUGCUAGAAUUUGCUUGCACCCACAGCCUGGGGGACUGCCACACUGCUGCCAUGAAGCUGUUUGACGACUGGGUAGCAUCCAACGGAACUCAAAGCUUACCUACUGAUGUCAUGACUACUGUGUUCAAAGUGGGAGCAAAAACUGAGAAAGGCUGGUCAUUCCUCUUAAGCAAGUACAUGUCUGUAGACUCUGAGGCAGAGAAGAACAAAAUACUUGAAGCACUUGCCAGCUCCGAGGAUGUACGGAAACUUUACUGGUUAAUGAAAAGUAGCCUCGAUGGAGAUAUCAUCCGAACACAGAAGCUGUCUUUUAUCAUUAGAACAGUGGGCCGACGUUUUCCUGGACACUUACUGGCGUGGGAUUUUGUCAAAGAGAACUGGAAUAAGCUUGUACAGAAGUUCCAUCUGGGGUCCUAUACUAUACAAAGUAUUGUCGCUGGAUCAACUCACCUGUUUUCAACAAAGCCACAUUUAUCUGAGGUCCAGGCAUUCUUUGAGAGUCAGUCAGAGGCAACCUUUCGGCUCCGCUGUGUGCAGGAGGCUUUGGAAGUCAUUCAGCUGAAUAUCCAGUGGAUGGAGAAGAACCUAAAAACCCUGACGUUGUGGCUGUAGCAUGCACAACCGCACCUCGUUUUGUCGCCCAUUCAGAAAGCUUAUAAACUUGGUCUCUGCUGCUUUUGCAAAAGCCAAGGUAAAGCCAGGAUUGCUGCCGAGUUGUUUGCACUCUUAGGAGUUCUAGUUAGCUCAGGGCCCAAUUGUAUUUUUCAUCUGUCUUUUCUGAAAUGUCUUUGGGCAGUAUGUAGUUAUUUAUUACAAAAUGGUAUUCACUUAUAUGCCAACCAUCUACAGAAACAAUGAGCAAUUUUUCUAUUUUGAAGAUGUACAAAUGGGGGAAAAUAUCUGUUUGGGAAUUCAGUUCUAUAUCUCAGUAUCCGGAAAGUUACUGAACACAGUGGAACAAGGAGUGGUCUACCAUAAGAGCCACCAUCUUUGCAGGCUGCUGCUUUGUCAGCCAUUUGUUGCUUCUUAUUGAUAGAUGUUAUUGGAAUGUGGUACAAAGUUAGUAUGAUACAAAGAGUAUGGUAACAAAGACAAUAAAGCAUGCACUGUAGAGAACUGA
Messenger RNA from Microcebus murinus (gray mouse lemur), 4104 nucleotides. RefSeq names its product leucyl and cystinyl aminopeptidase (gene LNPEP). Lineage: Eukaryota; Metazoa; Chordata; Mammalia; Primates; Cheirogaleidae. Gene Ontology annotation, molecular function: peptide binding; metalloaminopeptidase activity; zinc ion binding. The record is from RefSeq and is a predicted model, not a curated record. Gene Ontology annotation, biological process: regulation of blood pressure; proteolysis; peptide catabolic process. Gene Ontology annotation, cellular component: cytoplasm; plasma membrane.